AUGCCUCGUCGCAGCGCAGCCGCGUACCGUGCCCUCUUCGUCGCCGCCCGUGCUCCGGCAGUUGCACCAGCACCAGCUCCAGUACCUGCACCUGCACCAGUACCAGCACCCGUACCUGAGCCCGAGGUCGUCGCCUCUGGUGGCGGCGAGGAGGAGGAGCCAAUGGACACGGGAUCCCCUACGCCUACGCCUUCAGCUCCUACACCAGUGGCGGUACCGAUCCCGCAGGCUGCCGCUCCAGUUCCACCUGCGCCUGCACCACCUGCACCACCUGCACCUGCACCACCUGCGCCUGCACCCCACGCGUCGACGGGUUCAGCACCGACGCCUCAGUACCCUCAGGUUGUUCCGGAGAUGGGAUGGACCUCCAGGAACAAGUUCAUGGAGGCGGACGAGGACGCUCACUACCACACUUUGCUCACGGGUGUGUUGGCGAGCUAUUACCCGGAGUUUGCCGCCACCGUCCGCUACCUUUGCUCGGAGCACAAGCACCCGUUGGAGAACACCUACUGGAAGGCCGAGGUGAUCAUUACAGCUCGGAACAACGUCGACAACUCGGACGAGGUGGAGUCCAUCCACGAGAGCCGGGUUAGACGUGCUUCCGCCUACGAGAGCAUGGAGGAUGCAGCUCAGGCCGCGUACUUUCACUACCAUGGCCGCCGUUUUGAGGCCAUGCAGGAGGACAGGUACCGGUUCCUUCCCCGCAACGACCCAGAUGGCAAGACAUGA
Messenger RNA from Sorghum bicolor (sorghum), 729 nucleotides. Its product is annotated as myrosinase-binding protein 2-like. The record is from RefSeq and is a predicted model, not a curated record. The coding region runs from base 1 to 729 and encodes 242 amino acids. The transcript has a single exon. NCBI's taxonomy places the organism in Eukaryota, Viridiplantae, Streptophyta, Magnoliopsida, Poales, Poaceae.